AUGCGUUCCUUAUAUUCUCUUUCGGCUGCGUUGUUUCUGGUCUCCCGCGCCGCAGCCGAGACGAAAGUGGUUACCGGAACCACCGAAUCAUGCACAUGGACCGAUAAUGUCUUCUUGAAUCCUUCUUUCGAUUCUGGGGCGAUUGCGCCCUGGGCCGUUUAUGAUAACUACGGCACUGCAACAGUUGUGGCGGACGAUGCUAAUGAUGGAGGCUACGUUGCAGUACUUGUCCCUGAUACCUCUUCAGACGCUGUGAUUUACCAGACCUUGACCGACCUGGUCGUGGGCGACACGUACACGCUAUCGUUUGACUACAAGAUCCAGUCCUCAACCAGAUCGGGCACUUGUAAUGCCUACUUCGCCGUUGAUGGCAUUGAUGCCUUGAAUCACAUCACUUUGACGGCCAGUGGGUAUAUCCAAUACAGCACCACAGCGACGGACUGGCAGACUCUCUCGACCACCUACGUUCCUACCAGUAGCUCUUUGACUAUGUACAUCCAGAUCACUUGCAGCUCGUAUGUGCGAGGCGUCGCAGCUCAGCCGACCAUCUACCUCGAUAACACCCAGUGCUCCAACCCCAACAAGGAGAUCGAGACCUGCACAGAUGUGCCUUACACAUCAACCCUCACCAUUCUUCCCACUCCAACAUCCACCCCCGUCGUGACUUCCGCGCAGGUUGUGACUCCCAGCGUCAGUGCCGUAUCUGUCAGUCCGGCGGCUUCUUCGACCGCCAUCGUCAGUGCAGCAGCCUCCUCAUUCCAGCCGUCCGCAGUCUCAUCUGCCGCCGUACAGCCACCAUCCUCCGCGGCAAGCCCUGUGCUGUCCACCUCUUCCACUCCUUCAAGUCAUGUCGUGCCGUCGUCAUCCGCAUCAAACCGCGCUUCAUCCAUCCCACUCAUUCCUUCGAGCCCGGUUGCCUCUGCAUCGUCGGGACCGCAUUUGCCCAGCUCAUCAAAUCUCCCCGCUUCUUCUCCACCUGUACCUGUGUCCCCCAUUCGGUCAAGCUCUGGCGUUGCAGCAGCAUCAUCGCCUGCUUCGUUAGUGCCGGGCUCAAGUUCAGUCAUUCAUUCCGCGACACCAAGCUCCAGCGCAGCCGCAUCCCCUUCCAGCCUACUAGAGGAUGUCGUGACGGUGACGAGAACUGUUUACACGACAGAGCUGAUCAUCGAAACCAAUUGUCCCACUUUGGUGUAUUGA
This is a messenger RNA of Aspergillus saccharolyticus JOP 1030-1, 1197 nucleotides long. RefSeq lists its product as uncharacterized. Bases 1 to 1197 code for a protein of 398 amino acids. Gene Ontology annotation, molecular function: hydrolase activity, acting on glycosyl bonds. NCBI's taxonomy places the organism in Eukaryota, Fungi, Ascomycota, Eurotiomycetes, Eurotiales, Aspergillaceae. The transcript has 2 exons. The record is from RefSeq and is a predicted model, not a curated record.